AUCACUUCUGUUCUCGACCGCUGCCGUCAUGAGGGCUAAACUGGAGAUCCUGGCUCUGGUUCUGGGCACCAUCGGCCUGGUCGGGACCAUCGCGGUGACCGCCAUGCCCAUGUGGAAGGUGACGGCCUACAUCGGGCCCAACAUCAUUGUAAUGGAGACGAUGUGGGAGGGGUUAUGGAUGGCCUGCAUACGGCAAGCAGACAUCAACAUGCAGUGCAAAGUCUACGACUCGCUCCUUAUCCUUCCAGCGGACAUCCAGGCGGCACGCGGGCUCAUGUGUACCUCCAUCCUUCUCGCUGUCUUGGCCGUCCUGGUGUCUGUCUGUGGGAUCAGGGGCACCGAGUGUUGCCAUGAUGACACCAGAGGCAAGAACGUGGUCCUGCUGGUGGGCGGGUGUCUGUUUGUGCUCGCCGGCCUCGCCACUCUCCUUCCCGUCUCCUGGUCGACUCACUCCAUCGUCCAAGACUUUUACAACCCGAUGGUGGUGGAGUCGCGCAAGCGGGAGAUCGGACAGGCGCUGUAUUUGGGCUUUGCCACGUUCAUGUUCCUCCUGGUUGCAGGGGUGAUACUGCUGUGCCGCUACGGCCCCCGUCACAGGAAGGACGAGGAGGAGAACAAGUCGUACAUCCCGGUGGAAAAGGACAAAGUGGGAAUGAGCGUGUUGGGACGGAUACCCUCUUAUGACUCGUACCGUAAGAAUCAGUACGUCUGACAAACAGAACUGACUCACUUCAGUUUAUUUAUUUGUUUCUUUUUACUUUUAUUUCAUUGCAAUUUUUGCAUUUUUUUUUGCAUGUUUCCUGGCCAUCUUAGCCAUAUGCAUCAGGUUAACUGGAUUAAAUGUUCCACUAUUUUAUGUACUAUGUACUUCCACCAUAUUAUGUACUAUUUAUAUUUAGUCUGUUUAAUGUGCCUGAUAAUAUGGUUGUAUAUUAUAUUUUCAAACAUUUUGGCUUGUAGUUCUGUUCUUGUAAGGGAAAACUGAAAUUUCUUUACCUAGCUAUAUUAAGAUAAAAUGUUUAAAUUUUAUAUUUAAGAUUAGUAAACGAAACUAGCUGUCAUUGUAAUUUUUGUAAAAAAAAAAAAAUAAAUAAUUGCAUUAUUUAUUUACUUCUAAUAAAAUACAUUUGUAUUAAAUAUUAUUGUAAUUAACUGUAGUUCUGUCCUUGUAAGAACUGAAAAUAAUGUGUCCACAAAUGUAUGAUUUACACAGCUAAAUUUAUACGUAUCUUAAUUAUUAAAUUAUGAAUGCAGCUAAACAAACUAUCAUGUUAAUCUUUAACAUGCAUCAUUUUACUCUCUCUCUAUAUACAAAUAUAUAUGUAUAAAUUUAUAAAUAAAUAUUGUACUAUUACAUUAAGAAUGAGACUAAACAAGCUGUCUGGGUAAUUUAUAAAAAUGCAUAAAAAAAAA
Labeo rohita (rohu) is the source of this 1413-nucleotide messenger RNA. RefSeq names its product claudin-8-like. The record is from RefSeq and is a predicted model, not a curated record. Lineage: Eukaryota; Metazoa; Chordata; Actinopteri; Cypriniformes; Cyprinidae. The transcript has a single exon. Gene Ontology annotation, molecular function: structural molecule activity. Gene Ontology annotation, biological process: bicellular tight junction assembly; cell adhesion. The coding region runs from base 29 to 712 and encodes 227 amino acids. Gene Ontology annotation, cellular component: plasma membrane; bicellular tight junction.